Tyto alba (common barn owl) is the source of this 3610-nucleotide messenger RNA. RefSeq names its product zinc finger protein 367 (gene ZNF367). Gene Ontology annotation, molecular function: ionotropic glutamate receptor binding. Gene Ontology annotation, biological process: homophilic cell-cell adhesion. Bases 210 to 1202 code for a protein of 330 amino acids. The record is from RefSeq and is a predicted model, not a curated record. The transcript is spliced from 5 exons. Gene Ontology annotation, cellular component: cell-cell junction. NCBI's taxonomy places the organism in Eukaryota, Metazoa, Chordata, Aves, Strigiformes, Tytonidae.
CCGAGACCCCGCCGGGAGCCGCCGCUCCGGGUGAUGAGCGGCUGAGGCGGGUCCGGGCGGCGACAGGUGGCGGCGGCCGCGGGACCCCCGUGCCGCUCCGCACCCUCUCAGCCCGGGACGCGCGCUCGGGCCGCGGGGCCGAGCCACCGCGGAGCGCCCCCGCUCCUUCACCCCGCCCUUCCCGCGCCGGUGUCCGCCAGGCGUCGGCGAUGGCGGAGCGGCUGCCGCCGGGCCCCCGGGUGAUUUUUUGCCAGGACUCCCCGAAGCGCGUUCUGGUCUCCGUCAUCAAAACCACCCCGAUCAAACCCACCUCGCGGGGGGGCGGUGAGGAGCCGCCGCCCGUCCCGCCCGUCCCCACCAGCCCGGGCUUCAGCGACUUCAUGGUCUACCCCUGGCGCUGGGGCGAGAACGCCCACAACGUAACCCUCAGCCCUGGCGUCACCGCCGUCCCCUCGGCCCUCCCGCCGCCCCGCGGGGGAGCGGGCAGAGCUCCCGCCAGCGACGAGGAGAAGGCGGGGAGCCCGGGCGGCGGCAGGCACCGGCACCUGAAGGAUGGGAUAAGGCGUGGCCGCCCGAGAGCUGACACCGUCCGUGACCUGAUCAACGAAGGGGAGCACUCUUCCAGCAGAAUACGUUGCAAUAUCUGCAACAGGGUCUUUCCGCGGGAGAAGUCGCUUCAGGCUCACAAACGAACUCACACCGGUGAAAGGCCUUAUUUGUGUGACUACCCAGAUUGCGGGAAAGCCUUUGUUCAGAGUGGGCAGCUCAAAACUCACCAGCGUCUCCACACAGGGGAGAAGCCUUUCGUCUGCUCAGAGAAUGGCUGUUUAAGCAGAUUCACGCAUGCAAACCGUCAUUGCCCCAAACAUCCAUAUGCCCGACUGAAGAGGGAAGAGCUCACAGACAGGCUGAAUAAGCAGCAGACGGCUGACAAUAAAGCUGUGGCUGAGUGGCUAGCAAAAUACUGGGAGACUAGAGAACAGCGUGCUCCUGCUUUGAAAACUAAAACAAUGGAGAAAACAGAUCAGGAACAGCAGGACCCGAUGGAGUAUCUUCAAUCUGAUGAAGAGGACGACGAAGAGGGAAACAGCGCUCAUUCGGCGGCUCGCCGCCGCCGCCUCCAGGAACAGCGCGAACGCAUGCACGGUGCGCUGGCUCUCAUCGAGCUUGCAAACCUAGCUGUGGCACCGCUGCGACAGUAGAUGGGAACAGAGUCUGCCUAUAUGAAAUGGAUAUGUACUUCCUGGUGGUACUUAACCAGUUAGAUCCUGAGCAUAAGCUAAGCACCUUAUUUGCUUCUCAUAGGCUGCUAUUCUGUAGAAUUUAUGAAGAAUGUUGUUGCCCCGUCACAUGGGGUGAGAGAAUUGCACUUUUUGUAAGGUAAAAGACAGUUGUAAAGUUUCUAAGUCUUUUGUAAAUACAGGACUGCAUAAUGCAGGGUUGACAAAUGUACGUGUUUGUGGGAAGCUAGGUUUUGCAAGGUUAACUCAUUCAUUUGAAGCAGAUUUCACAGAAAGCACUUUCUGAAGAAAGUGUUGGUGAUUAGCAGAAUGGUACACAUGGCCAGAGAAGGCUGACAAGAAGAAAAUUAUCUGCCAAUUUAAGCAAAUUGUCAUGGAGUGGUAGGUCUAAGAUAGUGCUAAGCUGCAACAAAAUCGUAUUUUUCUAAUGUCAGUGUAUCUUUCCCUAGUAUCACUGAGGCAGAAGGCAAAGUUUAGUUAAUUUGCAGAGGGGAAGAAACUGCUUCAUGCAGGGAACUGUAAGGUCGUUCAGGAUCUUCACUGUGACUGCUCAAGGGAUGAGGUUUGAUUUUGCUCUCAAGUUUUCUGAUUUGGUUUCAGUUGAAUCUCGUGGCAGCACUUGUUAUUCCUAACAUGAUGUUGGGAACUUUUGCACGUUUGUGGGUUUAUCUGAAAAUUAUUAGUCUUGCAAAGUCUAGACAAAGGUAAACAAUUGGUAGUAUUUUUAUUCAGAUGUUUUUGGACCCUGUAGUGAUUUGGCACUUGAUUUUGUCAAUAAAGGGGAUAUUUACAGGGUGGUAUGGAUAUGUAGUAAACUAUUGUAGAUCUCUCUAGCAAACACUAAGUUUUGAAGUAUUGCUUUUAUAUGAUUAUUAGCAAAUAGAAGCCUUUGUACUUUCUGUGCAUAAAGCCACCUUAUUGCUUUACUUCAGGAUAACAUGCCAAUUUUGUGUUCACUAACUGUAGCACAGCUAUUAAACACUGCAGAAAAGUAUUCCAUAUACAACUAGAAAAUAGGCUUCCAAAGAUAGUUACAAGUGUGUUAACAGUGUGAUUUCAUGUAUUUUCCAAAUAAAUGAAGUUACAGAACUUUGCCUAGUACUCAAAUGUUGAUAUAAAAUGUUUAGCAGGAUAUCUCUUCACUUCGUGAAUGUUUUAUACUUUGAAACAGCAUUGUCUCAUGGUGAUCUUUCUCUGUAUUUCGCUUUGAAGGCAACCAGAGAUGCCUGCCAUACUGAGAAAACUCUGUUUUCGGUUUUUGGAUUGGACUUUUUGUUGUGUGUUUGGUGUUCUGGUUUUGUUUGUUUGUUUUUUAAGCUACUGCUUUAGGGGAUAUUAAUAAUUUGUAUGUACUGACCUGCUUGCUUUAACUCCUUCCUCUCUUUGAAGGUCAGGAAAUUCGGAGAAGGGAAGCUAUUUUCCCUCUUGCUUUUAUAAACAAGAGGAAGAAAUCAUUUUGUCAAUCACAAUAUAGACUGACCAGAUGCGUACAGCUGUUCCAGAAAAGUAGGGUGAUUUUACACCAGAAACUACAAGUGUUGCAUUAUGUUCUCGGAUAGUUGAUAACCUGUUGUUGAAAAAUCUCAUUAACCCAGUUUGUUUAAAUCACGUAUUGAUGCACUUAACUAAAGAGUAAUUGAUUAAUUAAAAAAACACUUUCAUUGAAUGUAAAUAAUUUUGCACCGGUGAUACGGUUUAACUUUUUGUUUCAGUUCCUAAACUUAGCUGACAUCAAGCUCAUUUAUUUCUGUUUUAAGUCUUUUAGGCUUAAAAAUAUGAAACAGUAGUUGUUCUAGGCUUCUUAGCCUAUGUAAAAUUGGUUAUUCGCAUGUGUAGGUUUGGAGCUUCUCAAAUAAGUUAAUGUUUUGACUCUUCAGUUGGCUGCAUGCAAAUAGUCUGAUCCCAAAAUGAGCCCCAAGUGCAAAUCUGUUGUACUUCUGAGUCGUAACUCAGAAUUGCUCCCGAGUAGUAUUUCACAGGGCACAACUGUUUAAUUACUGGCCAGUUCCAGACUUACUUCAUUAGGAUUUAUUUUAUUUUUUUUCCCCACCAGUCAGCUGUAAUGCUUCGGGGAACUCACAGGAUAUUUCAAGUAUGACAAGUAAAACUGAGUAGUACUCGGCUGUAGACAAAAUACAGACAGCUGAAGAAGUUUCAUGUUGUGACAAGUUUUGGGUAAAAUACCCAACCCAGUUAAAGAAAUUUGAGAUGUGGAAGACUUGUAUUAAGAAGUGAUUACAUACAAGGAAUCUUGAGAUGUAUGGUGUUUCAAAAGUUUAAGUUGUAGUUUGUCAUGACUUAACAGCAGAAGAGUGGAUGUGCUGUCGUUUUGAUAGACGCUUUGAAUAAAAACUUGGUUGGAUUUUCAA